This is a messenger RNA of Nyctereutes procyonoides (raccoon dog), 3692 nucleotides long. Its product is annotated as zinc finger protein 33B-like. The record is from RefSeq and is a predicted model, not a curated record. Gene Ontology annotation, molecular function: DNA-binding transcription factor activity, RNA polymerase II-specific; RNA polymerase II cis-regulatory region sequence-specific DNA binding. The transcript is spliced from 4 exons. Lineage: Eukaryota; Metazoa; Chordata; Mammalia; Carnivora; Canidae. Gene Ontology annotation, biological process: regulation of DNA-templated transcription.
GUGUGCUCUAGGCCUUGUGUGCCCCGGGCUCCGUGUGCUCCAGGCCUCGUGUGCUCCGGGCUCCGUGUGCUCCGGGCCUCGUGUGCUCCGGGCUCCGUGUGCUCCGCGCUCCGUGUGCUCCGGGCCUCGUGUGCUCCGGGCUCCAUGUGCCCCGGGCUCCGUGUGCUCCAGGCCUCGUGUGCCCCGGGCGUCCGUAAUCCGGGGGCUUCGCCCUGAGCGCCAGGGAUCUGUGAAGGCCGUAAAUUCCUCCGCACAACGUCAGGAGAGCGUUUUGCGUUUUCCAGUGUGUAAAAUGGGAGAAUGCGACUGCAUUACCUUCCCGGCUAGACUGCUGUUUAGGGCACAGAUACAGCGCAGCUCGUGCCUAAUGGGGGUCAGCAGAGGCCCCUGGCAGAGCGAAGGACACAGUCGUCUGAGAUGCGGCCGGGCUCCGGGCGACUCCCUGGCCUCUCACCUCCAGCAGCCUCACUGAAGUCCACCAAGUGCACCUUCCUUACGCUGUUCACAAGUUCUGGGUGUGGUUGUCAGGUUCUGGUGAUGUUGUCUUUUCUAGCUGCUGUGUAGAGAGCUUCCGACCAGUGAAUCCAGGAUCUGGGAGCAAGCCACAGCAGUCUUGUCAUGACUCUAGUCCAUUCGCCUUCUCUCCCAGCUAUUUUUCCAGAGUCCUCUAUGCUUUUCCAAGAGCAGCAGAAGAUGAAUACAUCUCUGGAGUUGGUGUCGUUUGAGGAUGUGGCUGUGAACUUCACUUGGGAGGAGUGGCAGGACCUGGAUCAUGCUCAGCGGACCCUGUACAGGGUCAUGAUGCUGGAGACCUACAGUAGCCUGGCAUCUUUGGAUGUCCAGACUGCAAAUGACCUGAUGGAGACCCAACAGGAGCAUCAGAGCAGACGUUUGUGGCAAUUUGGAUUCUCCAACCAGGAAACAUCAACUGAGGAGAGAACCGACUUGGGAAAACCAGUUCAUUUGAGUGCAAUCCACAUCUCAAACCUGAUUAUAAAUGAUGGAAACUAUUCAGGAACGAAGCCAGAGGAGUUUAACAUGUGUCAGGACAUGUUUCUCCCCAGUGAGCCUGAUGAGAUACAUGAUAGAAAGAAGCCUAAGGACAGUUAUAUGACUGGGAAGCCCCUCAGGUGUUCUGGGCCUCUUAGUUGUCAUCAGAAGGAUCAGACUUUGCAGCCACUUGUUGAAUUUGUUGGGCAAGGGAAAGGCUUCAACAAGGAGACAACAUUCUUUACCUGUAGCAGGGCUUACACUGGAGAGACUGCCUAUAAAUACUGGAGAGCCUGUGACAAAUCUGCUCUCCUUGCCCAAGAGAGAACUUCCAUGAGGGAGAAUCCCUGUAGAUAUAACGAAUGGGGGAACACCAUUUGUGUGAAACCAACACAACUGAAUCUUUCUAGAGCUGAUUUUGAGGAACAUCACCAUAAAUGUAAUCAAAAUGGGGAUAAUUUCUGCAAGGAAUUACACCUCCCUCGGUUUUCAAGGACUCAGCUAGGAGAGAAAACUUUUGAAUGUGAUGUAGGUGGUAAAACUUUCUACAAAAAGUCUAAUCUCAGUAAACAUCAGAAAAUACACGCAGGAGAGAAACCCUAUAAAUGUAGCGAGUGUGAGAAAACCUUCAUCAGUAAGACAGUUCUUACAGUCCAUCGGAGAACUCAUACCGGGGAGAAACCCUAUGCAUGUAUCAAAUGUGAGAAAUCUUUCUGCCGUAAGUCACACCUAACUGUUCAUCAGAGAAUCCACACAGAAAAAUCAUAUGAGUGUUAUUAAUGUUGGAAAUCCUUCUCUGUGAAGACAAAACUCACUCUACAUCUGAGAACACACACAGGGCAGAAACGCUAUGAAUGUAAUGUGUGUAGGAAGUUCUUUUACCAGAAGUCAGCCCUCACUGUACAUCAGAGGGUUCACAAUAGGGAGACACAUCAUGAGUGCAUUGCUUGUGGUAAAACCUUCCAUAAGAAGUCAAUUCUCACUGCACAUCAGAGAACUCACACAGGAGAGAGACCAUAUGAAUGUAAAGAAUGUGGGAAGUCCUUUGGCCAUUGCCCAGCUCUUACUGUCCAUCAGAGAACUCACUCAAGAGACCAACCAUAUAAAUGUAAUGAAUGUGGGAAAUCCUGUGUAAAGCCAAAGCUCACUGUGCAUCUGAGACUUCACACAGGUGAGAAACCGUAUGAAUGUAAGGAAUGUUGGAAAACCUUUUGUGAGAAAUCAGCUCUGAAUAGACAUCAGAGAACUCACACAGGAGAGAAACCCUAUGGGUGUAAAGAAUGUAGGAAAACUUUCUACCAGAAGUCAGCCCUGACUGUGCACCAGAGAACUCCUACAGGAGAGAAACCCUAUGAAUGUCAUGAAUGUGGAAAAACUUUCUCUCAGAAAUCACACCUCAGCAAACAUCAGAGAACUCACACUGGGGAGAAGACAUGUAUUACAGAGACUGGCUAUGUGUAUGUCAAAACUCACUUUCUCUUUGUGUUGGGCACACAGCCUUCAUUCCUCAGCCUCCCUUAACUGUGGGUGGAACCAUGUAAUUGACUUCUGGCCAAGAGGAUAUGAAUAUAAAUUACGAACAUUACAUCUAUGACUUGCCACCAAAAAAACUUACUUGCAUUUGCUGAUUUUUUCAUUCCCUGUGCUCCUGAAGCACAGAUUACACACAAGUUUGUUUUGGGGCCACAGGGUGGAGAUCACAGCCAUGACUUAGGGCAGAAAGAAUUGAAUGGGGAGGGCAGAGGUCUUCUCAACUCUACCUCAGAAAUCUUUGCUUAUAUUUACCUGAGUGAGAAGUGUUCACUGUUGGACCCUUUUAUGUGCCCUAUUGACACAUCUACAACACUACCAGUCCACUGUAGUGAGUUCACUUUAGGAUUUUGAGAUAGGAGAGGAGUUACCAAUCCGUGUGUAGGAAAUUCACACAGGAAAGAACCUGUGGGUCAUCUUUUAAACCCAAGUCAAUGUAUGGAAAAAUUAAAGAAAUACAGGAAGGAAGAAUCCAAUAAAGGUAGGAAUGCCUUUAUCAGACAGAGAUGACUCACUAAGAUGAGCACUUAGAAUAAAGUGAAACCUUAUAAAUAUCUUUUAUUUGUCCAAGUUUUCAAGAGAACGAAUUUUGUGUUUAUCAGUGAAUUUCUCAUGAAGGGAAAAUGAUCAGUUUCAGCAAGGUUUAUAAAAACUCAGCUAGAAAUGAUAAUGUAUUGAAAAAAAGUUUUCUAAACAGUAUAGACCAUUGGUUAUUGGGAGUGAUUUUAGCUUCCAAGGGGACAUUUACCAGUACUACUGCUAAGUAGCCAGUGUCCAUUCUGCAUUUCUUUAGUCUGUAGUUACAGGGCCCAUGAAGACUCUAAGUAGUGGAGAAAUAGAUUUUAACUAUUGAAAGAAGGGCAUCUUACAAAAGAGUAUGUGGGAUGGGACAUAGUAAUGUGGCCAUUUUUGGAAAAUUGAGUGGAUACAAUCUGCUUUCUGGCGAUAGAGUUCACAUCACUUACAUAUAAAAACUGUAUUAAAACUCAAGGAUUGGGCAGCCCUGGUGGCUUAGCAGUUUAGCGCUGCUUGCAGCCCGGGGUGUGAUCCUGAAAACCCGGGAUCGAGUCCCAUGUCGGGCUCCCUGCAUGGGGCCUGCUUCUCCCUCUGCCUGUGUCUCUGCCUCUCUCUCUCUGUGUGUGUGUGUCUCUAUGAAUAAAUAAAAACUUAAA